Rotaria sp. Silwood2 is the source of this 1344-nucleotide messenger RNA. NCBI's taxonomy places the organism in Eukaryota, Metazoa, Rotifera, Eurotatoria, Philodinida, Philodinidae. The record is from the annotation of a GenBank genome assembly.
AUGAAUGAAUCUGAUCCAAGAUUAAUACCAAUUAAUGAUUCGCGUAAAACUUUUCGAAUAAUCUUUAUUUUAGCUAUUAUUAUUAUUAUAAUCUUUGGUAUGCUUGUGGUUUUAUAUAUUAUUCGACAGAGUCCUACUUCGAAAACUAUUCUUGUUGAAGGAGAAAAAACAAACGAGCAUGAAAAGGAAAUUUUUGAUGAUUGUAUUAAUAUUCUUUCGGAAUAUCUUCUUCGUUUCGAUUUUAAUCAAAGUAAUCCUGAUCAUCUUCAACCAAUUUAUAGAGAAGUAAUCAAUACUCUUCAUUAUCUAAGUUCAAUAUAUAAACAUGAUCUUAUUUUAUUUCUCUAUAUGCAUCGAUUAAUUCGUACUGAUAUUCCAUUCGAACAACGACUUAAGUUACAUAAUGCUAAUUUAACUAAUAUUCAAUUUAAAAAUAUCAAUCUUAAUAAUUUAUAUUUACCUGGUGUAAUUGCAUUCAAUGGUCUUUUUUCUCAUUGUCAAUUAAAACAAUCAAAUUUUCAAGGAAGUAUUAUGGAUAAAAGUCGUUUUAUUAGUUGUUCAUUAGAAGAAUCGACAUUUUCAGGUGCGUCAUUAAAACAAUCUUUGUUUACAAAUGAUAAUGAUUUAUCUAAUGUUGAUUUUACAAAUACAGAUUUAUUUCACAGUCAUAUUAAUAUUAAUGGACUUAAUAAUAAAUGCCUUAUAAUUAAUACACGUUUACCAAAUGGAUCUUUUUUUAAUAUUGAUUCAAAAGAAUUAAUUAAUGAUGGUGGAGGUGAACAACAAUGUAAUACUUUACGAAAUGAUCGAUGGCGAAAUGAAUCGGAAUAUCCAUCUUUGACAAUAGCUCAUAGACAAAAUAAUUCAUGCAUUGAAAUGACAACAAUACCUGAAAAUAAUUGUUAUUUUCAAGCGAAUUCAACUAGUCGAUUUAUUCAAGAUAUUGAUUUAAAUCAAUAUUCAACACUUAUUGAUAAUAAUCAAGCUUGGUAUAAUGUAUCAGGUUAUUUAGGUUGUUCUAGUAAUAAUUCAAGUGAUUGGGCUACAGUUGAAAUUCGUUUUGCUAAUGAUCAACAACUUUUUGAGAAUAAUCCAAUACAUGGUAAUGAUCUUUCUAAUUAUUUUUUUUCUUUUCUUAUCUUUAAUUUGUUAGUUAUUAACUAUGGAAAAUCAUGGAAAUUAUUUUCAAAUAAUUCAUUAAUUCCAAUUGGAAUACGUACAGUUCGAAUUAUGAUUGGAGCUUAUAUUACAAACUCAUCGAAAGGCUCACUUUCAUGUUGUGCAAUUGAUGAUAUUAAUUUUAAUAUAUUUUACAAAGGUGAAAAGAAAUUAACAUAUUCGUAG